AUGAGCGUGACGACGACAUCUAAUGUAUCGACGCAGAGCGUCAUUCGUCUGCUAGCAGACUACGAGUUGACCCAUUCCGAGGGCGAGCAGGCCCCCGCUGAUACUUCGGUCAAUGAGAGGCCGAGAGCAACUUCAGAGUCCAACCCUGCCUGGUGGCCGACUGACCACCACGGCAUUCCUCCUCAUCGGCCAAUCGACUACACCCUUGACCAUGAACAGCGGCCAUGGGCAGCUUCUCCGAUAGAGACUGCAUUUGUUAUGACACUACUCAAUGGAGUCGGGAUUGUUGCGUGUAUAUCGAAAGUGUGGAGGCAGACGGGAGGGAGGAUCAACGACAACAUCUUCCGCUUCUCCAUCGGCGGCGAGCGGUGA
Messenger RNA from Cyphellophora europaea CBS 101466, 372 nucleotides. RefSeq lists its product as uncharacterized. The record is from RefSeq and is a predicted model, not a curated record. The coding region runs from base 1 to 372 and encodes 123 amino acids. Lineage: Eukaryota; Fungi; Ascomycota; Eurotiomycetes; Chaetothyriales; Cyphellophoraceae. The transcript is spliced from 2 exons.